ACAGAAAGAGGGUGCAGUGCUCGCAGAGCUCGUAAUGGAUAUGGCAAAUCUUUUUAAACAUUUCUUUCGGAUUGGAAAGGCAAAGCAGAAAAGCUGCAUGAAAGAUUUGCCCUCCACCGCUGAUAAAUACACUGACAAUAAUGAACGGCUUUAUGACCUCAAUUUACCAGCACUGGUCAAGUUUAACUACACUGCAAAACGUGAGGAUGAACUUUCAUUGGUCAAGGGCACAAAGGUCAUCGUCAUGGAGAAGUGCAGCGAUGGAUGGUGGCGAGGAACCUAUAAAGGCCUUUCCGGAUGGUUCCCCUCCAAUUACGUCACAGAAGACGUACAUGGGACAAUGGGAGGAGGCACUUAUAAAGAAAAACUUCACAAUGACAAUGGCACUCUUGUUCUGCAGACCGUACAAGCACUUUAUCGUUUUAGCUCUGGUAAUGAUGAGGAGCUCAGUUUUAACAAAGAUGAACUUAUGGAUGUGCUGGAGAAACCCGAGAAUGACCCUGAAUGGUGGAAGUGCAGAAAACAAAAUGGCCAAGUGGGUCUUUUGCCCAAGAACUAUGUUACAGUUGUACAGACGUCUAAUAAUGAACUGGAAAUGUCUGGACCACCUACUUCAAACUAUGAUUACAUUAGGCCUUGUAUAAAUGGAAAGUUUGGAGGACAGUUGUGGUACUUUGGCAAAGUGACACGACAUCAGGCAGAGAUGGUCUUGAACCAGAGGGGUGUGGAUGGUGAUUUUCUCAUCAGAGACAGCGAGUCAAUGCCAAACGACUUCUCCAUUACUCUGAAGGCAAUGUAUAAGAACAAGCAUUUCAAGGUGCAGCAAAAAGAUGGACUCUACUGCAUCGGUCAGCGCAGGUUUAGCUCCAUGGAGAAAUUGGUGGAACAUUACAAAAAGGCGCCCAUAUUUACCAGUGAACAGGGAGAUAAACUGUUCCUGAUAAAAGCAUUAUCCUAAACCUAAAGUAGCAACAGACUCUUCAAAUUGUAAGCCUGGCAUCAUUCUGCAUCAUUUCACAUAGGCAACAUAAACUUAUGUUGACUGUGGAAAAUGUUCUCAGAGUUCUUAUGGAUGUGUAUUUACAAUGCCAUACAAUAAAUAAAAUAUUAACAAUACUUUAACAUUGGUCCAAUAUGGGCUACUAAGUGAAUUUAAAUCUGAACGUUUAUAAGGAUGUAUAUGAGUAUGAUUAGCUUUGAUAAGUGUUUCUACUGCUGCAUUUAGUAUGAAAUAAUUUUACUCAUUAUUUGUAUGAAUUUGGUGUUCUUGUCAUCUGCUGUUUUAAAUGUACAAUCUUUCAAUUAUGCUUAAAGGGAAACUUCACCCAAAUAUGAAAAGUAUAUCAUGAAUUACAUUUACACAUUUAUGUAAUUACAGUAAUUAUUUUAACAUUAAAAUGUUAGUCAAAGUUGGCCCUAGAACAGUUUGUUUUGCUAAAUUCCUAAAAAUAUUAAAUUAUUUGUUGAACGGAAUAACAAAAAUGAUACAAUCAUUUUUCCUACCAUGGUAGUCAAUGAUAUCCCAGUUGCUAAGAUUGUGUUCAACUGAACAAAUAAUUGUAUACAGGUUUGAAACAACUUGAGGGUGAGUAAAUGAUGAAAGAAUUUUCAUUUUUGGGUGAAGUAUCCCUUUAAGUAGUAAAUGUGUCAAAACACCAAACAAGUGAUAAAUGAAUCAUCCUGAAUGAUCCUGAUAUUUACCCUUUUUAGUUUAUACUUGUUCUUUUGUCAUGAUUUUAUGACUGCCCUUUCUAUGCGGUUUUCUGCUACUGGCAAAUCUUGUCGAAUGAGUUGAGCUCAUUGUUUCUCUUCCUCACAGAGCUUAACCAAACACAUUGGCAUUUUUUUGUUGAAAUCCACUUUCUUGUACAAAAUCUAAUCUGUAACAAGCAAUCUGUAAACUGUGAAUGUUGUUUAUUUCCACUGUGAACUUGUAGGUUUUCUUUGGUUCUUGAUGAGUAUUUAAAUAAAGUAUUAAACAUA
This is a messenger RNA of Triplophysa dalaica, 1983 nucleotides long. It is a transcript of the gene nck1a, whose product is annotated as NCK adaptor protein 1a. Lineage: Eukaryota; Metazoa; Chordata; Actinopteri; Cypriniformes; Nemacheilidae. Gene Ontology annotation, molecular function: ephrin receptor binding. The coding region runs from base 35 to 958 and encodes 307 amino acids. Gene Ontology annotation, biological process: negative regulation of endoplasmic reticulum stress-induced eIF2 alpha phosphorylation; positive regulation of translation in response to endoplasmic reticulum stress; positive regulation of endoplasmic reticulum stress-induced intrinsic apoptotic signaling pathway. The transcript has 3 exons. The record is from RefSeq and is a predicted model, not a curated record.